AUGUCCGCCUUUGGCCACCGAAAAAUAAUUUGGAAAAUCCCUCGUCUCACCGUCAUUCUCCACCUCAAUCACCACCUGUGCAAACUGGACAAACUUGAAGAACUCGCGGAUACCUCCUUAAUCCUCAGUCCCCAUAUCACGGAUGCCCAACAACUAAGCCCAGAAAUCCAUCAGUUCGGCUUUGCCAACGGCCGGUUAAAAAUAACUGUACUGGCGAAUUUUGGCGCGAUAUCUCCGAUGGAGUGGAGAGCCAUGAGCCUCAUUGAGCAGCGGAAGAAGGAGUGUCGGGAUCGACUUGUGGAGAAUGACCGUUUGGUUCCGCAAGGAAGGACGGUGGAGAUGUUAGUGCAGAGGGAGCUGGAGGUUGCGAGCAGUUUGGAAAAGGGAGACGUUGAGGAUAGGGAGUAUUGA
Messenger RNA from Paracoccidioides brasiliensis Pb18, 411 nucleotides. RefSeq lists its product as uncharacterized. The coding region runs from base 1 to 411 and encodes 136 amino acids. The transcript has 3 exons. The record is from RefSeq and is a predicted model, not a curated record.